This is a messenger RNA of Heterostelium album PN500, 1062 nucleotides long. RefSeq lists its product as uncharacterized. The transcript is spliced from 7 exons. Bases 1 to 1062 code for a protein of 353 amino acids. The record is from RefSeq and is a predicted model, not a curated record. Lineage: Eukaryota; Evosea; Eumycetozoa; Acytosteliales; Acytosteliaceae.
AUGGAAUGUGCAAUCAACGACAGGCAAAGAGUAACAAUCUAUAUAUAUGAGAAGAUUCUAAAUGUUUUUCCUGAAAAACCAAAUAUACUAUCAUUUGCAUUGUUACUCUUUGCCUUCUGUAGACUACACACUCUACCUAGUCUCAGUAACACAACACCAACAUUGAUAUCAGGCAUGAAGAAGUGGUGGUUCUUAACUGGUUCACUAAUAAUCAAAUAUAAUUGUGAUUAUCAAAGUGGUGGUAGCGAUGAUUAUAAUGGAUUGGUAGUAGGAGAUAUAGUUCAACAGCAAACUGAAUAUCCACACCCACCGACCUAUGGAAUGCAACAACCGAUGGCACCACAGACGACUUUCACAAACAGAAUCAGUAGAGAUUGUUCGUCGGAACUAUCUAAUAAGGUGAGAGCUAUUCUAGAUAACAUAUUCUAUCCGGUGGUAGUCGAUCACAAGUACCAACUACCGGUGAACUGCCAGUUGAAUCCAUCACUAGACAUGCUCGCAUACUUGGAGACUCAAAAGAUCAACCUCUACAGCAUCUGGAAGUGUCGUAACUGUUCAAAGCAAUUCAACACCGAAGAAUUCUUGGAUCUACAUCUAAAAAACAAUCAUGCAAGUCUUAUACCAUCUAAUGCAACAGUAUGUCUAAGUGAUUUCUGUGAUAUGUUGAAUUGUAAAGACGAUCCAGUCAUUGCGUGUGAUAAUAAGAGGAUGGAUAAACUCAAACAUCAUUGUCAGAGUAUCAUGUAUAAUUGCUUCCCACUGAAUCAGGAACAAAGUAGAAUGUUAAACUCUCACUUUACCAAGAAUAUAUGUGAUCAUCUGACGUGUGAUGGUUAUAAAAGACACAUACCAAAACAAAGUGACAGUAAUCAAUCAAAUAGCGGAAGAUCAUGGAGUUUAAUGAAAUAUAUAGCAGCGUUAAUAACCAUUAUAAUAAUUGUUUUAUUCUAUUUAAUUGUUUGUUUCUAUAGGAAAGAAACAAUCUUACAAAAAGAUUUAAGAAGAUUAUCAAAUAAAAGACAUCGUGAUCUUUUAAAACAGUUUGAUUCUAAAAAUCAUUGA